AUGUAUUCUCUGAGGAGACGUUUAAGUCAGAGAUGGCAUCGAACAGACAACGAGGCCGCGGUCGCCGAAUCUUGUCAGAAUGAGAAUGUCGAAGAAGCCUCGCUCGCUUCGCAGGCAACUGCGCUUUUACCCCAAACAGAAAGUGCUAGUCGAGCGGUGGAGGACUAUAGUACAGAGGAGCUACACUUUAUAGUAGACUAUGUCGGCUCUGCACAGAUAUCUGAGGCGAAAUCUGUGACACGAAUGAUGGAAACCUUAAAGAGGAUUAAAAAACAACAGAUACGAAGUAUCCGAGUUGAUUUCAUAAUACGGGACGGGAUUCUUUUAGUAUCUAGCAUGGAUUCUAAAUCCUUAAUCCUUACAGCACCGCUUUAUGCUAUUGCGUUGUGUGUGCAAGAGCAGCUUCGGGGAUUCGAUAGUACUUUUGGCUUGAACAUCACGCGAAAGAAAACUCAUAUGUGUCACGUUUUUCAAGCAGGAUCACAACUGGAGGUAAGUUGAAGACAAGACUGUCAAUAUAUUGAAGUUGUUUACAUCAGCUAGUAGAGUGCUGUAUUUUGAUUUCUCCCCGCGAAAGUAUUUAACUGUGCUAUUUUGAGAUUCUUUUACGUUUUUGUUAGAAAAGGAAGGGAAUUCAAUCGGUGAAUAACAGCUGUAUUUGUAUGAGUUUUAUUUAGUGGAAUGCUCUCAAUCGCCUUUCUUCCUAACGGCAAGUAAGGUAAAAGAAACACGCGUCUGAGAACCAUAGGAAUGUCUUCUUUUAAAGUGAAAGCGUAGAAAUCUCGAAUAUUCAGGGCUUUGAUAUAUCCUUGAGACGAAUAUGUCGGCUUUAUUUAUGUAUUGUGAAGGGAAAGGCUAAAAACCCGCCUCUUUAAAAUCACCAUAUAAGUUCUUGUUUGUCACGCUACGAAUUAAUGCAAACAUACGUUUAUUUAAUUUUAAAAAAAAUUUCAAUUUUCGCGGAACAACAAGGAGAUGGAGCGACAUGUUUUUCAGUUAUUACAGCGCAGUAUUUUUCUUUCUGAAGAUUUUACAGAUGAUUAAAAUUGGUCAAUUUCUGUUAUUUUUCUCAAUGGUAAUUGAUUACAAAGAGUAUGUUACAUUUUAAAUCCGCGCUUCUACCCUAAGGCUUUCCAUGAAUCGUUGUUUACGGAAUUCUGUCAUCGGGCGAUCGAAUUUUCGCCAGAUUGUAGCGUUUAGUAUUCUUUUCUUGUCUGAAACCUAAAAAUGCUUCUUUUUUGUUUCAUAUAUGGAGCCUCAGGCAGAGAAAAUUUGGGAGUAUUGAACUAAGUUAUUAUAUUUCAACUUGUUUUCGUACUUUUAUUUGGCUUUCGGGCUGUUUAUGCUAAUAAUGUACGUAGAUGUUAUUCUGCUUCUUCAUUCAGCACGGAAAACACCACUUUCGUUUCGUAAUCCCUUUCAGAUCUUUUUUACAGUCAUUCUUUAGGGUAUUAAGUAAAGUGGCUUUCUGUGUUCUAGUUUAGUUUCAAUUUGUGUAAUAAAAUGUUACCAAAAAUAAUAAGAAUAUUUUGGCUCUGGCGAUGAGCGAUUUCAUCCAAUUUAAACCAGAAAACGAUGGACUUAAGGGUGAAAGCCGGUUAUUCUAUAAGAAAGAUUUUGCUAUCAUAUCUUUAUUCUAGACGAAUGAAUUUAUUUCAUUUAUAAAGCCAGAGAAAGGGUUAAGCCUGAUUGCAAGCACAGCUACCUUUUUUCAAAAUUAUGUAAGAGAGCCCUGUGGGAUCCAAGCUGAUGUUUUGUCAUUAUUUACUUUGUACAGGCUUUUGAAAAGAGCUCAAUUUCCCUUUAAAAUGUCUAAUUUUGGCUCGUUUGAUGAUUGAACAUAACAUCACCCAUGUUAUGUAACUUGACACAAACAUGAUCACCCUGCAUCUGACCUGUUACAUAACAUAAAUCAGAUGUUAUGACUAACAGAGAGCCAUGAAUUCUUCCAGUGACAAAAAUCACUGAUUGAUAAGGCAUUCCUUUGCCCUAAUUGAAACAUUUUAUGCAUACUUGGAAAAAUGGAGUUAUUUUUUGUUUUUCAGUUCAAAAAAAUAAGGAGAUAAAAUCUUGUUUCAAACUUGUUCACUUUUCGUUCACUGAUAUUUGUUAAUAGCUGUUUAUGACCUUUUUUGCAAUCCUGUGCGGAUGAAAUUUCACUCCAUGUUUAUUGUUCUCAUGAAUGACGCAGAAUAUUAUCAGUUUGAGGAGAUCUUUCGUUCUUGGGUCACUUGUAUUGUUCUUGUAUUGUCCUUGUUUUUUGUCCAGCAUUGUUUAUCAUGUAAAAAUAUAGGCAGCUUAAGUUUCAGAUUGUCUGAGCGUUAAUUAGUUAGUUUAUAUCAAAAUUUAAAAAGUUUAGCAAACUGGUCCAAUUUGAAUUUUGUUCCACUUCAUCGGGAAGAAACCAGAAUUCUAGUUUGCCAUCUUAACAUUGCAUUGAAAUGUGACUUUUUUCCGGGGCUUUUCCCAGUUGGCAAGUAAACAAUAUUGCUUUCUCAGCAAAAAAAGCUGCUAAGGGCAGACAAGGGAAUAAUUUAUGCAUGAUUCUCUAUUUAUAAACCUUUUUUUUUUUCAUUUUGUAUCUUUGGAACUGGUGGAGCUGUUAAAAGCAUGGUAUUUUAACACCCUUUAGCUUUAGGAUAAUUAUCCGAUAUAAUCACUCCGAUUUCAAUCCUUCAGUUUUAGAAUGGUCAUGUUGACUAUGUAUUAUUAUGACAUGUUCUCCAGAAGCACUGGCCAGUGCUUCUGUAGAACAGAAGCCAGUCCUUCAGAAAGAAGUGGUCAGCAUUUUUGCUGACCACUUCUUUCUGAAUGACUGGCAAUUUUGGUUAGAGAAAGCAAUUAGUCACUAUUCUUGAUCAGAACCAAAUUUCAUCCUUCAGUGACCAGAGUCUGUUUGUGAUUUAUAGCUCCAAAAACAAUUAGGGAGUCAAACACUAUAUUCUGUUGCUAGUGUGUUUAUGAACAGCUACAGGGAAGAGAAAAAAGCGUUUUUAAUUACUGGUAUAAUCAGAAAGAAGUGGUCAGCAUUUUUGCUGACCACUUCUUUCUGAAGGACUGGCUAUUUUGGUUAGAGAAAGCAAUUAGUCACUAUUCUUGAUCAGAACCAAAUUUCAUCCUUCAGUGACCCGAGCUUGUUUGUGAUUUAUAGCUCCAAAAACAAUGAUGGAGUCAAAAACUAUAUUCUGUUGCUAGUGUGUUUAUGAACAGCUACAGGGAAGAGAAAAAAGCGUAUUUAAUUACUGGUAUAAUUGCUCAGGUGAUUUUAUAGUUUUUCACACUUUUAUUGGUCAUGGAACAUUUUAUUUCUAGCUAUCUAGUUACAUUUCAAACAGCUGCCUCAUGUUUUGACAAGGUUGCAGAGAAAGAGAUUAAAAUGCCCAAACAAGAUAAUUUAAUUCCAAAGAGCAGAAAAUAUACUGCUAAGUUUGGUAUCCCACUUUUUAGAGGUAAGAUACAAAAUGUUGCAGCAAAGUUGAAAAACUUAUAAAAUAUAUGCACCAGGCUGCAUGUCUCUGUUCUCUGAUGGAUGACAUUUUUUAGAAAGAAAAACAAUGAAAAGAAAUUUACAUUUUUGCUGUGAAAGUACCUGAACCAUUACUUAAACAAAUUUUUACUUCAGGUCCAUUGAAUAUUGUUGAAUAACCCCCUUGGCUUCAUUCAAGGGAUUGUAUUCACUUUCACCAAAUUAUUAAAUAUUAUAAGCAUCCAAUGGUCUUUUGCUCUCAUUUCAGGCUGCUAGUAUUGUAAGAACUGUGGCUCUCGCAUUCAAAGCCAUAGGCAAACUAACCAGAGAAAAAGUUGAAAGGGAAUCACGAAGGGCUAGAAGAGCUUACUCUAUCAGUAGUUCUGAGCGAACUCGCACUAACUCUGAAGUCUCAACGACUUCUACAAUUGGUAGUUCAUCUCUGGAACAUAGACAUCCUCAUGUAAAGUGGAAACAUGGCAUUGAAAGUUCCUCUGGUCGAAGAUCUCCUCACGGGAAGAAAUAUACCAAAAGUUCCACCAGUCCUUCCAUUCUUCGACACCCCACCAGUACCCACACUUCUGGACGGCAUGUUGAAUUUUCUGCAUUGUCCCCUGUGCCUUCUGAUGGUAGUGACAGUGAUGGUAAGGAAGGGUCUGCCCUACAAGCAAAACAACCUCUUCUCAAUGGCCAAAUUUCUGUUCAAGCUGAUAUACAUGGAUAUCCAUCUAUUGAGGCUUCAGAACCUCCCAUAUGGGUGAAAAGAGCAGAGCCAAUUAGAAGGACUAGUUUGUCUGAUAUGGAGAAUGAGUCAACUAAGGCUAGUUCUCUCAAACAUGAACAAACUAUGAGAUUUAGUUGUGCAGAAGAAAUGCAGCCUCAGUUCCACUCAGAGCCUAUUGUUGGAACGGAGUAUUCACCCCCUAUACUUUCCCCAUCAACAGAUCAAAAGAGUAAUUUUUCAGGUAAUGUUACUGUGGAAGGAAAAACAAGAAAAAGCAGGAAGCUUGAACAUCAGGAGGUCCCAUCAAAGGAGAAGAUUCAAAGAGAACAUGACCUCAUGAGUCAGCAUGAAAAGGAAGUUGCCACAGAAAACUUUGUUGUGCCUUGGACAAGUUCUCUCCUUCCAAAUGAGUCCUUUCAAAAGGAAGCUGUCAAUUCUCCUGAUCGUCUCUUGUCAAACUUUGUUAAAUACAGAGGGAAUCAACCCCAAGACAUGUCCUUUCCCUUGUCUGAUAGCGAAGGACCAGAAGAUCUUGAUGCAAUCCGUGAUGCAAUAGCUGCAGUGCAAAAAGGAGAAACAACGGUGGUCGAGAAGUUUAUUGACAGUGGCAUAUCUGUGGAUUCACAUGACUCAGCCAGGAGAAGUUUAUUGUACUAUGCUGUGUCGCUGGGUGAAGUAGAGAUGUCGCAAUUUCUUUUGAAGAGGUAAGAGCACAAUAUGAAGUUUCCACAUGUAGACAAAAGUGAUUAUAAUUGUUCUCAUCCAAGUUGACUGAGGGUUGGCAUUUUCUUCAGACCUCUGCAAAUUCCACACUUCGGUGACAGCUGGAUCAUUUUUUCCUCCCCAAAAUCACUUUAUUCAAAUUUUUGAAAGCGUUUUUAUGACUUAAUUGAAUAUUUUAGAGUGCCACUUGAUUAAGCAUUCUAAAACUGCAAGCAAAGUUAUUUCAAUGGUUAGAUCAGAAUGAAAGACAAUAUCAAAGGGUACAAAUGAACAUGCAACAAACAGAAGCAACCUUUCUAAAGUGUGGGAAAUUGCUAGUGACCAAGUUGCAUUUGGUUUUGGUUCUUCAUUUGGUGGGUUGUCAUGAUAAAGAACAGCAAAUUCCCUGGAUUAGGAAUAGACUUUGGUGGAACAAUCCCAUAUUACUUGCUCUACUAUACUAAAAAAUUGCUCUAUCUGUUGUUAAUAAUAAGAUCUAAACCAAGUCUGAAAUAGGUUACUUAUUUUUCUUUGGCAUGUGGCAGAGAAACAACCCAUUCUCUCAAAGAAUUUGAACCAGAGUGUUUAGAAGCCCUGCCAUGUGUUUAAAUGUCAACUUGUUUGAAUAUUGUUUCAUCUUAUUAUUUAUUUGCUUAUAAAUUUGUAUUCUGUUAUUCCUUAGGGGUGCUGAUAUAAAUUGGGAAGGACCAGAUGAUAAGUCUCCUUUACAUGUUGCAGCAACGGCAGGAAACAGAGCUGUUACUCAGUUACUUCUUGGUUAUGGAGCAAAUGUCAGAGCUAAAGACAACAACUUGUAUGUAAAAUAAAUUUUUGAAGUCUGAUUUCAUUGCUGCUGUGGAGUAUGAAAUCAUGAAGUUCCAUGUGUGACCCCUUAACUGUGAAAUGUACAUGUACUUUAUUAAAGUUUUUUUUUACAACUGGGUUAUGUUUAGUUUUAAAUUCUGAUGUACAUGUGUAGACAAUUCUUGAGUUUCAUAUUGUUUGUCUAUGUACUUCUCUUAUUUUAACAAUGGACUGAAACUUUUUUGAUCCUUUGAAGGAAAAAAAAAACAAGAAGAACAACAAAGAACAUUUUAUAAUCACUUAUUGUAAAUGAGGAAGAUCAAAUUUUUUCUUGCUUUGAAAUUGCCUCCCCUCCCCCUUCCCUUGAUACAUUCUCUUCAAGAUUCUGUAGUCAGAAGUUCUCUUCAUUUCGUGUCUUGACUUUGGUCUUUUAGUUGUACACCACUUCACAUGUCAGCUGGACACAGGGGCAAGUUGGAAGUGUCCUUCCUUCUGGUUGAGCAUGGAGCAAGAAUCUUUGAGAAUAAUAUCCACGGAGUGCGACCAGUUGACCUAGAACCGGUAUGAUUCUUUUCAAAUCUUAUUGACUAUUCUUUGUGGAUAUGAAAUGCUAGGGUGAGAUUUGAAAGUGAGAUGGUGAGGGAGUGUCUACAGCUUUGUGGGGCUCUGCUCUGUAGCCAUUACUUUCUUUAGUUUUUGUGAAACUUGCAUAAAUUUGCCUUUAGAAAUGCUUGUAAGAACCUGGCAAGUUAGGUUUCUUAGACAAGAGCUUUCAGGUACCCAAUGACUUGUCCAAGAGCACAGCUUUGUGUUGUCAUGAAAUUGUGGUUCAUGAAUACAGUAUUCACUACUUUCAGCUCCCUUUUUUGGCUUUGGCAGAGAUCUCAGAGAAAUACUCAAAAAUCACUUUCUAGAAAUUGCAUGAAUAAAAUUUUUCAUUAGCCCUGUACUUUCAAUUAAUCUUGUGUUUAGUAGUUAGAGUCAUCUUGCUUCAUAGUUGUGCGAUGAGCUUGAAAUUGAACACAGUCUGUGACCUGGUUUUGAUAGUAGUAAGUGAUGUCCUCUUUUUCCUUUGCCAAUUUGACUGACUUAGCCAGAUGAAACAGUAAUUUACUAACUUUAAACAGGAGCUAAAAGAGAUGCAGAGACUCCUUGUGCAGUCAGCCUGUGAGGCCUUUGCUGCAGCAGACAUUACCAAGUCACGAUCAAAUUCAGGAGCUUCGUCCAUCAACCAGGGUUCAGUCAGCUCAAAUGUAAGAUCCAAGGCAGGUGUACAGUCACCAGCCACUGAACGGGUAUCUGCUUUGCGAAGAGGACUAUUCCAACACAGAAGAUCUUCCAGUUUGUGCUCAAUAUUGGGUGGGCGUGGAAGUCCAGAGACUGGGAGAGGAAAGCAAUUUAUCAAGAGAUCAGAAAGCAUUCAUAUUGCCCGAACACUGAGUCCUCGGCUUGGUAUGUCCUAUGUCUUGGUGUUUUUUUCAGAAAGAAUUCCAAAAUACCUGACCAGCAGUUGAACCAGACCAUAAUUGAAAUUAGCUAAUCAACUGACAAAAGUUAACUGUAGAAGGACUUUUAUUUAAUUAAAUCAACCCUCUUAUAGAGAAAGCCUGUGUCCUAAUGACUGCCUAAAACUGUGGUUUGGGUUUGUCUUCUUGUAGAUAAUGGACCCUUUAACUCUGCAAUAAAUGUAGCAUUAAAGAAUAUAUUUUCAUAUUUUUUAAAUUGGCUUUUUUCACAGCCAAUUCCAGAAGAGGAAACCUUAUGCGCAUGCAUAGUUUUCACAAAACAACGCAGGAUCAGUUGCAGACUGCAGAUGUAUAUGCAGAUCAGAAAAAUUCUGUAGAGCAGCAGCAUGCUGUCAAACAAACUGACUCAUUGCUAGAAGGAGAAAGCAUCAAAAAAGACAUUCCACACAACAAAGCAGUCACAGAAUUAACUGAGGAACCAAAGGAGACUUGCAUCUCAUCUGUUAACACAAUAGAUGGACAUAUUGCAAACACAGAAGAACAAAACAUGGAUUCUGCUCUGAAGCUUGAUACUCCUGUUGAAUCACUUGAACAGAAUACAACUGUAGUAAUAAUGAACCAAUUUCAGACAGAUGUUGUAAGUUCUGAUUCUCAACCACGUCCCUUAAAGCAGUCAUCUGACAUGACUGGAUCAAGUGAGCCCUUGCAUGCCUCACCUGAGGCCAGUCUUCUGUCUCCUUUCAUUCCAAAGAAACAUUCCAAUGAAAAAAAAAGACCUGUAUUAGAUCUCAUUCAAUUUGGGGAAGACCCAGAGGCUAUUAAAGCUAAAGUGGAAAUGAAUAAAGAUGUUGUUACCAACACUCUGCCUUCAGAAGAAGUUCAGCAUGCAGAGGAAACUAGUGAGGCAAAAGGAUUAGAAAGACAGCUUUCAAAUGCAAGGCAACCUAGUAUGGAGUCAGAUCAGUCUGUGGUAUGUAUAAAAUGUUCCAUGUACCAGUAUUAAGAUAAGUUAUUUUAAAGCAUAGUUAACUGUCGUGAGAGUAACUUUAAGUUAUACAAUCAUAUAACUUAUGCAAAAAACUGCAAUUUGCAAUGCAAAAUUAAUCUAAAUACUAGUACUCAUGAAAGGAUUAAAUUUACAUGACCUUAACUUGUAAGAUUGUGAAAACUUAAGGGGGCGCAAAAAAUUUUUUUCUUGAUAUUAAGUAGAUAUUUGAAAAAGCAAUCUGUUAAAUAAUUAAGUACAGAUUGGAAAAAAACUCAGUUACUCCUGUAUGGCACCUCCAUAUAAAAUUAUUUUAAGUUAUAGAAUUUUUACCGGUGCAGUAAUUUCAAGCUUUCUUUUCAAUGCUACUUGACAGUAAUGGUUAAGUAUGGUAGUUGAUGUGAAUUUUUGUGAAAAAUUGAGACUGAUAAUUAAUCAUUUUGUUUCUUUACUUGUUUGUCAACUGAUAGAGCUGUCAAAGGAGCACAUCUGAAUGUGAGGAUAGCUCCUUUAUAAGCACUGGCUCCAACUACAUGCGAGAUAUUGAUCCUUUAAUAGAAGCUCUUGAACCAGUGGUCCUUCUGUCAGGCAAUCCUGAGUGUCACUCCAGUUUACUAGCUUAUUUAUGUCUUCCUAAAGCAUCUGGUCAGCUCAUUGGGUUAGCACACAUGGAUGCUGGCUCAUCUCUGAUUAACAACCACAUUGCAGUGCUGAUUGGCAAUCUUUUUAAUGUGAGUAAAAUGUUAGAAGUCCAGUACACUUUCUUGCUGGCAACUCCCCCUUUCUCCCCAUUGCUGCAUUUUAAAUUAGCUGUGCAUAUACUACUUUCUGUAGUGGGCACAAGUAAAACUUUUUUAUACCAUACAUGUGGUCAAGGUGUAUUAAUAAGCUUGAUACAGUUUGGGAAUAUUGAGACACUCUGUUAGAUUGUAUCUUUCAGACAAUGUUUGUAAUAGUGCUCCUAGUUUUAUUUACAUAUACAUGUUUUACAAUCUUCAUGGAGAGUAUAUAUGUGUAAGACCCUAAAAGAAAACUUGAUUAGCCACAUGUACAAUUUUUAUGGUUAUUAAGCCCUUAUUGAGGUUACUUUUGUGAAACAUUUCAACACCAAUGAGCAGGGGUUAUGUCUAAACCUUUUUUGUACUUUUUUCUUGAAGGUGAACACAACUCAAAAAUAUUGUUUGUUUUGAGACAUUUCAGUUGAAAACGGACUUAAAAUUUCUUGAUUUGAAGGCUUAUUUUAAUUGAUAUUUAUCUCCAGUUUAAUAUUCUAUAGCAUGUGCCUUCAUGGGGACAUUUUGUGUUCCCCAAUCCAAUGCCAAGAGCCAUAAUUUGGUAUUUUAUUUCUGAUCAACAGCUGGAAGGGGCAGACAGCCGUAAGAGAUCAGUUGAGGCUGGACUCAUUGAGACGGUUUUGAAAUUAGUAGACAGUCCUGAACCCAUUCAGGUACAGGAUCUUUUUCAGUUUGUGUUGCAGGUGUUUCAAGUGGUUGUUUGUUGGCAAGUUUCUGUUUUUGUUCGGUAUAGUUGUUGACUUUACAAAAACUUGUUGUCCAGGAUGAAUACUCUAUAUUGGCCAAUUUAAGGAUUCCAUUCUGCAUGUAAAUGUACCUACUUCUAGAAUUCAAAGGAGUUAAAUCCAAAUUUAAAGAACUUGAGGCAUUCUAUGUAAGACUUGGUUGUUUUUGGUUCCUCUUGUUGAUGUUAUUGUUAUCUUUUCCCCCUAUUUGUUUGUGUGUUUUUUGUGUGUACCAAUAACACUGAAACAUCCAGCUUGUGACUGAAAUGGUUUUGUCUCUCCAGAGUACGUGUUUGUCAAUUUUACAAAGUAUCCUGGACUUCAACAACGAUCAAGAAUUCUCCACAGCCCUGAAGACUAUUCCUCUGGAGCCUCUGCUCAACUUAUUGCAGAUCAGUGAUGUUGACAGUGGUGCAUUUGACUUGCGUCAGACAGACUCACCCCCUCCCUAUCCCCCAGCUGGUCAUGAAAGGCCAAGAUAUCGCAAGAGAAGUACUUGCAGUCAGAGCUCUUGUGAUGAGAGAGCAAGAGAAAUGUCUCCGACAGUCCACAGAGGCUCUGUACAGAGAAACAACUCUGGAGCAUCAGAUGCACGAUCUGACUUAUGGCCACAACAUGGCAGCUAUACGUUGCAGAAAAAGAACAGCAUAUGCAGUAUGGGAAGUUCAGCUGAUGGAGAUCAUUCAUUCCCUCUCUACAGGUAUUCAUUCUGUCUGUCUUUUCAAGUGUAAACCAUAAGGGUUUUCCCCGGCUUUUUCUGUGUACUCAUUUUUAUGCGUUAACCUGUAGUACCUCUAAUUACUGCCUAUAAUGUUUUGGAAUUGUUGAAAAUUCAACAUGUAAAAGAAUUGCUCUACCGGUUUUAAAAUUUAUUUUACCUGUCGCGCUCAAAAUAAGGGAGAACGUCGCCUGUUGGCCAUCUACCCUUGCAUUUUAAGCAUUCGUAUAUGGAAUAGUUGUCCAAUAGGCACUCAUUAAACAUGAAGUACACCUUUAAUCACUCUGCAGCCCUGGAUUUGGUCAUAAUCACCUUCCAUUAAUGGAUUUGCAUUCCAAAACGAUGCCAAGAGUGGUUGCCACUAAAAUGCUGUCAGCCAGCAGUAUUCAUCCAAAAAUGCAGAUGGAACUUGGCAAGACAAGGUAAUCUGUUUAUUGUAAAAUAUAAUGUAUUCAGUGAAUGACUCGGGGACACGCGUAGAAGAAGAACACCAUGAAUUUCCAAUUAGUAAUUGGGAUGCUCUACCACUGAGGUGUAGAAGAUUUGUGGGAAGCUAGGCUGUUGAAUAAGGACCACGGUUUAACAAGGAAUGUUGAAUGUGUUGCUUUGGCGCAACGAUAAUGUAAAUGAUUUUGGUGAAUUUUACGCCUGGUUUUUAAGUGAAAGAUAACGUAUUCAGUGAAUAACGCAGGCGUACUCGGAGAAAAAGAACUUAAAGUGCUCGCGAUAUGAAUAAAACCUACGACUUUCUGAUUGGUACUUCGGAUGCUCUACCAUUGAGCUGUAGGAGACUCCAACUAGAUCCAUGGUGACGAACUUCCUGCUUACUGCAAGGAUUCACCAUCUUGUUGGUAUAAUACCUUAGAUCUUUCAGUGUUUGAUACUUUUUGAAAUAAAGGUUACAGAUUGUCUAUCAAACGUUGUCUCACUGAAUAGAUAAAUUGUGUUGUUUUAUAGGCCACUUUCUUUACUUCUGGACACACUGACAGACAGUAACCCGGAAAUUGUGAUCUAUUGUGUUGCAACAAUAGCAAACAUUGCAAUGAGUGUGGACAAUCACAUGCAGGUAAAUAUCAGGUGAUGUGAUGGGCAUUUAAGAUAAGAUCAUUUUUUCUACCUGGCAGUGACUCUAUGUUCCUAUGUAUUUUGUAGAUUGAUUUGGCUGGAGGUGUUGAUGGCCUCAAGCAAAUGUUGAACUAUGGAGAUGCAAGGUAUUCUGUUGAUGAUAUGUCUUUACUUCAACGAGGAGCUAUACUUCUUUACUGAUAAAACAAAUAAGCAAAAGAUGAAUUCAUUUUUGACUACGUAUGUCUUGUAGUGUUUUGAUUAUUGCACGGUCUUUUUUAAUUUGUUUCACUCACUUGCAGCCUUUUAUGUUUUCUUCUGUUGACUAGCUUUGUUUCAUUAUGUUGCAGAGUACGAUAUCAUGCCGCUCGUGGCUUAAUUUAUCUUGGUUACAUUGGUGUCGGAGGAGUUUAUCUCUUUAAACGUGUCCCAGGUAGGUUAUAGAAAUUUGUUUCGAUUGUAUGCAUGAACUCAUUACAUUUUUUGGCAGAUGUGUAGUGGGUGUUGUGAUGAUGGACUAACGCCCUACCCAGGCACAUAGCAAUACUUAUGUUUGUGUCGCGCUUUAGAAAUGUGUAAAGUCUAAAAGGCAUCUGGCCCGAAAGAUUUUAACUUCACCUCGUUUGUUUGCGAACUUCAGGUGAUGAAAAGCUUGAUGUGUUGUUCUCAGAGUCAACCACUGGAGAGGAGCACCUCUAUGUCAGGUUAGAUAAUACUGCAACUUAUACGCACAGACGUGGAGUCACGUAGUAGAUCAAAUUUUCCUGGCCCAAUUGGUUACCAAAUUGUGUAGGUAUGGUGCUUCGCUGCGCGCGCUGCGAGCUCCGCAGUUAUUAUUAAUCUCCAGGACCAGAGCCACAUUGUGGUGGACGCUUUUUUCUACCAAAUACAAUUUAGGGAGUAAUGCAUUGCAACUCAGAUUACGGAAACAUAACAUUAUUUUGUUUCGCGUACUAUUUUAGUUUAGGAAUGAAAUUUAUUCAAUGUUCAUUUAUAUCAAAAUCUGCAAGUGUAAUAAUUAUGAAGUACAUUGGAUUCCCGUUCAUUCAAACUCUUUGGGGAAAAAGAGAUAAGAAUUUCAAAAAAUAACGUGACUUCAUAUUCUCCGCACUGAUCCCUACAGUUCUUGUGGUAAGGACAAAAUUUUGUGAACUUGAUUGUUUGACCUGAAGUUUGCAUUAUUUAUGCACAGAGGAGCAACAGUGGAGAAAAUUGUGGAGAUCGUCACCCAUAAUCCGUCCCUCUUGUGGGGUGGUUUGACCCUACCACACUGGUCUGGACGCUCAAAGAAACAUUCUUGGUACAAGUCCAGCAGCUCUGGAAACAAACACAUGCCUAGUGAUGACCAGAUCGUAGAUUUUUUGCUGACAACUUACAAGAGCUAUGUGCAUCCUUCCAUUUUUAUGAGAUUGCUGCUUCAUAGGUAGGGUGAACCCAGAAGGUCAACUAAUCUAAAAUCGACUGUUAGAAAGUGUGAUCGUUCUGUCUGUCACUCCAUAGGAGCUAUUUGCAAUCGCUUGUCGAAAGUAGUCUGGGCUUGCUUUGGUUUUACUUAACUUAUUUUUGUGAUUGGUCCGGAAAACUCGCGCCAUCCUCCUAACCAAUCAGAUGCAAAACUAAAAACAAUCACGACGUAGUCAUUCGUUAUUUCCCGCCCUUUAAGUAGUUUUCUUGUUUUCACGUUGAGUUCUCAUAUGCGAAUGAUAAAGUAAACUUUUGUUCUAAUUGGUCACCAGGAUUAGCUUUGUGAUCGCUCCGGAAAAAUUUGUGCCAUCCUCCAACCAAUCAGAUGCAAAACUAAAAACAAUCGCGACUUAGUCAUUCAUUAUUUUACACCCUUUUAAGAAGUUUUCUGCCCCUUCAAACAUAAUAACGUGGCAUCGACACAUUGUUUUCACGUACUCUUUCCCUUUCAACUCAUCUUCAGUCUUUCUCUUAUAGAUUUCAUGACCCCUGGUUUGGCAAGUACUUUGAUGGAGACCCAUCCACUGGGCAGAUGCAGGACUACAGUCCACUUCCUGUUUUGCACAUUCAUUUGAUGAGAUUAUGGACAGCCUGGCUUGAAAAAUGUCCGGAAGAGUUUGUCAGUAAUCCAGUCAUGGCAGUAAGUGUCUUCGGUAGUAUUUUGUAAUUUACUUGAUAGUGAUCCACUUUAAUUUCAAAAGUGUUAAUGUUAAAACUUGGUGGUAUUAUACAUUGUACUUUAAGACGUAGCUCAAGAGAGCAUGAUUGUUAAGGACCUACUGGAAAAUCAAUGCCAGUCAAGCUAUCAUUAAACUCAGAGUAAAACCCCUUGAUUACGUAAUGUUGCAGUGAUUACUAACAAGGCUGGUACUCCGUAAGCACACCACAAAAAAUUAUUUACAUUUUUAAGUCAAGGUGCAAGAAGGCAUCAUUUUUGCUUGAAAAUAAAUGCUAUAUGUCUACAUUAAUACUGACAUAUUUUUCUCGCUGCUUAGUCCGAGCUGAGCGAAGUUAUACUUCCCUUAAGACAAGCUGGUGGUCCGUACCUUCCAUGUGCAGAAAUCCUGGCAGAUCUUAUUGAGAGCUUGAUGGUAAGCUUCAAUCACAACAGUUUGAUGAUAUUUUUCAUGCCACCGGUCCAUUUUUUUCUCCUUCUUUCUUUCCUUCUUUCUUUCUCUUUUCUGAGCUGAAUUUUUAUUUCUUGUAGUGUAGACAAGGUAUGCUAACGUAGCUCCUUGUGUUGUGGUCUGGUUUUCUUUUCCAACCACGGGGCAUCUGCAAAAUUCCCUAUCAAAUAUUGUGAACUGCUCGAUACAGUCUAGCCAGAGUCCUCCUAAAAAUGUUGUAGGGCGCAGCAUAGCAUAUUAAUAUGGAGAUUAUGCCAUAUGCCAUCAUCAUCAUCGUCAUCAUCAUCAUUGUUGCCAUCAUCGCCGUUAGUUAUUUGUAAGAUUCUUUAGCAGUUAUAAACUACUUUGAUUACAGGAAAGAGCUGCGAAGAAGCACCAUCGGGACAGGUUCCAGGCAAACCAUUGUCACCAUGCGAUUCUUUAUGAACAGGUGAGAAGAAUAAAGUCGUCGUCUUGGUGAAUAUCAGAAAGAGAAAAUUUAAAUACAAGGUGUUGUGGAAAACUUGAAAUGUGCAAGUAGAUUUGAAUUGGUGUAUUCUGCAAAUAAAACAGCAGGACAGACUGCUGAUGUUGAUGGUUUUUUUUUCUGUAGUGUCAAAAAGCGGUUGUUAGUGGAAGCAUGCCUUGUUCGGUUGAGGAUUCUAUUCACCUAAGCGCCCUACAAUUAUAUAUUGAGGUGAGUGGACGAAACCGUAAACAUCUAUAUAAUAAACAUUAGUGUCCCGUUAUCUCUACUUCAUGUCCGUGAUGAAGGCGCUUCUAAGCGAUUUAACCUUUACACCCUGACAUCACUAUGUUUAUUCUCUAUACUGUUCUCUAGACUUUUGCUCAACUGCUGACAAAGAGAAUUUGUUUAGCAAUCAAGAGCCUCUUUUGUUGGUGAUCAUUUCCUUUAUUCCCAUGACCUUAAUGUGUGAUUCGGGGGUGAUAUUGUAAGGAGAAAUUAGAUGCUAGUCACUUUAAGGAGUCAAAGGGUGAAACGUCUGCCACAACCCACAAUGUCCAUUAAACUCUGGAAAUAGAGAUUCGGCAUCCACAGCAGAGUUGCCUUCAUAGUUUUUCUUUUUUAGGGGAAGAAUGGCGUGAAAUUAGGAACCUUAUGAAAGAUGGCUUAGUGCCAAAAUAAUUGAGACAGGGCUGCGGACGAUUUCAUCAAAGCGUCGUACAGCUGUUUGAGAUGAGCGUCGUAGAAGUUAGAUCAGUUCAGUUACAACGGCCAAUCACAACAAACUGAGGCGAUUAUCGAAGAAAGUUAUCGAGAAGUCAAAGUUACCACAUUUAACCGGAAAGUAACGAUUGGUUUUGAAAUGUUUUGCUUCAGAUUGGUUGAGACGGUGAUGCUAGCUUUCUAAACCAAUCAAAGGCUGUAGUCGAAAGACUGAAAGGAAACCAUUCUAAUCCCGUAUUAUGUUCAUUUGAGACCCACUGUAAGAUUUCUCUAACAAGUGUUUGUAAAUUUGCACAGGAUCUUCUUCCAGUGGAAGUGCGGGGAAAGCCACGCCUCUUUUCAUCUUCCAGCAGAGAGAAGUAAGAAAGCUUUAUGUUUAAAAAUGCUUCCAUUUCUUUCUCUAUUUUCCCCUUUCAAACGAUUUCUUCUUACUGACAGUGUUGAGCUGAAGGUUCAUCGCAUUUUUGAAGCUGUUGAAAUUGUUCAUGUGAUCCUUCUUCUAGGUUGUCAGUUUCUCGUAUCAAGUUGAGUUUGCAUCCAUCCAUGUACAAAGUAAAGAAUAUGGGUAAAAGGUCAGACAGAUUUUUAGAUUUACCGUAGCUUAUUUGUUUGCUGAUUAAGUUAUUUAAAUAAGCAGCAGGAGGGAAAGAGGUAAAAAAUCUUGAUUCAGUGUAACAUUCUGCGAUAUUUGGUUUUCCCUUGUACAGGAUCAAGGCUCAGUAUGAACAGUUUGUGAACAGCGGCAUGUCGGAGAGGAAUGCUAAACACAAUUAUAUCGACUACUGUCAGGCUCUGCCUGGUUACGGCUGCCACUUUUACAAGCUGAAGGUAAGCCUGUGGAACUUGGGAUAACGAAUUAAGAUGUAUGUGUACCAUUUUUUCCUUUUAUUUUAUAGAUCUCUUUUUGCUGAAAUUGCUUGAAACAGAAACAUUAACUGCCAAAUUGUAGAUGACCAUUAAAUUAGAGAAUUCUUGUCUGCAUUUUUUGAGACUCUUUUACCAGGAAGUUUGCCACUGAGUAUUAAUAGACAUUAGAGUUAAUCUUCGAAAUAAGAGAAAGAAAAUAAUCGAUAAUUCUAUAAUUGGAUCACUUUUUCUUGUGUCCUAAGGAAUGCGUGGGAACUGUCAACCCCAAGGGGGUUCCUGUAAGAUGCUACUUAGGGGUCAGUCCUAGGAGGAUCACAAUUUUGGACGAGAAAACAAAGGUAAAAGAAAUAUAGCGAUCGUUAGUUUAGCAUAAGUUAACUAAUAUACUACGCGCGUACUCAUUGGUCGAUAAGUGUAUUGGCGAGAGAGUAUGAAACACGCUUGCAACGAUUUUGAUUCGCGCCUUCAGUCGAGGAAUAUUUCACAAAAGCAAUGUGAGAUUUUUUUCAGUGUUCAGAAAGCCUCUUCUUAAGGUGAAGGUGAGAAUACUUGAAAUUUAAGGAAACACACUUGAUUGCAGAACUGUCUCGAAAUCGCCUGUCCUCCUCAUGGUGAGGUGAAGCUAUUGUAAUACGGAAACGGUCUGCAUUGCUUAAUUCUCGGUAAAUAUUCUUUCUGUAUUGUUAGAGAAGAGAAUAAAGUGGUGUUGUUUCAAUUUAUUGCGCUAUUGACUCUUAUUAGGCUGUUAUUGGGACGUGGCAAUCCAAGGAACUGAAAAGAUGGCGGUCUUUGGCAGACGACACUAGACUCCGCUUGGAAUUCAUCGACAAGACGUUCGAAUUUGUGUUGGAAAACAAAGGGUAAGUAGCUUUUUGUAGCGAGUAUUCAAUGUUUUCGCAAGUGGUAUUGAUGUUGAAGAUCUAGAAGUUUCUGUUUGGAAGGUUCUAGCUCAGAGGAUUAAAAUGCAGCGUUGGUUUCACUGUAUUCAGUUAAUUUUGAUAUAUUGUUUUCUUGGUAAGUGAUGAGUUAAAUUUCAUUUCGCAGGGUUUUCAAAGAAAUCAAUGAUGCUCUUCUGCUGUGCACUAAAGUUGAGUUACAGGUAAAUUGAUCGCUUGCAUUUCUAAGAUCUCACUCCAGAUCUUUCUCUUGUCUAAACAUUUCUUUUCCCUACCAAAUUGUCCCUAAAUUUAUCCCUAUUGAUUGGAGAAGUUCAAAUUGUCACAGGGUUUCGUGUAUCAUUAUUUCAGAUCCUUGCAGGGCAGGAUUUUUCACCAUGGAGUAAAUACGCUGAGGAAACUGAAAUGUGGGGACAACAGGCCUUGGAAGCUGUUGCUCGCAAACCUGCAUUUUACUCGGAUAAGUAUGAAAGUGACUCAGGAAUGGUCUCCAGAUUAAGAGCCAUCUCCCUAGCUUCUUCUGUUCCUGAUCAGUACGCAGCUAAAGUGAGAAGGCAACUGUCCACUCAAGCGAAGCUGUCUUCGUCUGCGCCGUAUCAGCAAGGAGCGUUACAGCAAAAAUGUGACCGAGGCGAUGUCGUGGCUCUGAAGACUGGUGCCGAGGCUGUUCUGCCCACCACAGGUUUGUUAACAACGCGCAUGACGAGUACAACGUAUGAAUCUCAUUUUAACUUGCUCUUCAAAGCCUUAUUUGAAAUAAUUGAACAAGGAGGGAUUUUCGUGGAACUUUGUUUUCAAUUCAUUUUUGUUUUGUUUUGUUUCGCAAGAGCGAGACUUAGCUUUUUUUCCAAUGCUUUCUAGAACUAGAAAACAGUGUGUUCGUUGCCCUUUUUUUUAGGGUCAUUAAUCUUACUAACUUAACCGGACUUAUUUUGGUAAUGUAACACAUUCUGGACAUGUGCAAGGACUGCGUCUUUGUAUUUCUCUUUACAUAUUUUCUCUGUUUUUUUCCAUUGUACUUUUUUUUUUUCGACGUUUCAGGAGCAGCUAUUUCAUCGGCUGGCAGCCCUGGCAACGUAUCAGUGGGGUCCCAUACAUCCGAGGACCUUCUUUUAGGCUCCUUGCAGAGCACUUUAGAUCCAAAUAAGUGCUCUUGGGAGCCAGGGUCGAUCCCGACAAGCGAUCAGAGGAGGCCGUCAAGUAAGGAACCUGGUUAAGUCUUUGCGGUUUUCAAAAUUUUGGCCGCAAUGGCAUGGGAAAAGAAGUGAAGAAUAAAUAAAUAAAUAAAUAAGAAAUUGCAGUAGAAGUAACGACUGCUGGUUUAAGGCUAAAACAGGAGAUGCACUCUCUGUGUUUUUCUUCUGCUCUGUUGCUUCAUGUUCAACUUAAUUAUAAUAACAUUCGGUAACACUUAAUUUGAUACAGACAGCGGGUCUACUAAAAUUCACACUUUCGCUGACAAACUGAUUUUUUAUUGAUCAUGAUCAUAACGCCCCAUCGUUAUUGAAAGACAAUUUUGUUGGAGUUUUUGAGAGAAAAUUAAGGAAUUUGGACAGAAGAGGUAUCUUAAUAUCACCUCAUUGGGGCUACUUCGAUAGCGUCAUCUAAAAUCUAACUACGGCUACUGAGAGGCAAAUUUAGAAUAGUUCCAAAGUGUAAAUUAACUGUCAUAUGGCAACAAACGAAUCCUUUUGAGAAAAAUAUGGUUGAUUGAUCUUGUAGGAAGCAGUGAAGCAAGUGUAGAUAACUCCAGUUCGCCGACAGAACGCCACGCUCUCGACUCCUCGGGCUCUUUCCCCGUGGGACAAGACUUAAAAAAUUUGGCAUCCAGCGAUCGGCGCCUCAAGUACAUAGCAAAUAGUAAUUCCUCUUCACUGGGGAGUGAUUCACCCAGUUCAGGACAAACCACGCCGACUUACAAGGGACCGUUUAGUUCGACGCUACGCGAUGAUGAUGAUUUUGAAAGUGUAAAUCGAUCUUUCGGUCAGAGUUCUAAUGGACAGUUGUUGAUUUGUCAAUGCCCACCAGACGCUGAGUUACCGGGAUUUGAUCGGAGAGACUUCUCGUAAGUACAGCUUCAUUUUUGUCAGUAGAUAAUGGAGAAGGAAAAGGAUAGGGGAAAGAUAACAAGAAGGAAGAAAAGAAGAAAGAGUGUCGUUGUGGGUUGCAAGGAGCUAAUAGGAGAGCGUUUGUUAAGAGUUAUGAGAGAGUUACGAGAGGGAAGGUGGAAGAAAAUUGUGAAUCUCAAUGGAUGAAGAAGUUUUGGGAAAGUUUGGGUUGUGUGCUUAUUGUCUGUCUUUUUCUAUGCAGGCCUUAUGACUUGCUUCAACAUCCCAAAGAGUUGGCACGACAAAUAACACUUAUUGACCACGGUAAGUACAAAACACUGAUUUCACACGAUGGCCUGGUCGUAUUUUAAUGUUAAUUUCAACUGAAAUCAGUCUGAAUAGUAAUUUGAUAGAUUUUUCUGUCCAUUCAAAUGAAUAUCUUUGCAAGAAGUAGUUCACGAGCAUGUAACCCUUUUCGAUCUGAUUCGCAAGUUAUCCGCAAGGAGCUUAGUGAUCAUUCUUUGUCAGCGGUCAUUGUCACGAGUGCAGGCUCACGCUGAACGUCAGCGUUCAGGGCAUUCUGUGUAAAACAGCAGUCAAAUGUAAAGUAUGUUGAAGAGGAUCAAUUUUGGCAGCCUACGCGCCAAGUUCCUAUGCAAAAUUCCUAAAGAAAACAUAAGAAACAACCGCUGCGAAAGAAAAAAAUGACACCUUCAUAUAAAAAACAUAAGGGAAGAGGAAAACUCGAAACUUUUCGCGCACAAAGCUUAUUUAUGUGCGGGUUUCUUGCUGAUUUACUAUUUGUUUUGAACUUUACCAAAAAUUUUGUACGUUUUUUAACACCGCAACUUACUGGCUCAUGUGCUUGUUUAUAGGACAAGUUGGUUUUUAUACCCUGAUAUCACGUCAACUAGCCUUCAGAAAAUUCGCCCAUGCACAGAAGUUUGACCUCCGUGUUAGUCUGUGUAGUGGUCGACCUUUAGCGGUUCAUGUUCUCCCAUCCCACCCACGUACCCACCCUCUUAUCUUCCUUCUGCUGAUCUAAUGAGUUUUUUCACCGGUCGCCGCUUCCGGCGCAUAAAAUCGCCGGUAUCUGGUACGUCAGAUAUCGGCGAUUUUCGCUGGCGAUUAAAUUCGCGGCAAACGGAGAAUAAAAUCGCCAGGUGGGUCACCGGCCUAAGAUUACCUCUAGAUUACUAAUUGUGAUUCAAGGUUUUCAGUGUAUUUUGGGGGGUUUCCUUUUCAGAGUAUUUCUGUGCAGUGACGUCAGCUGAUAUUCAAAGGAAGAUUGCGAUAGGAACGGGAAAGAAACGGAAGGUACCACCUGAAGAAAAACUAUCUGUGGAGAAAGUUGCUGACAGAUUCAAUCAGGUAAACUGUAGCAAAUUAAGCAGUUACUUUUGGGCUCUUCACUUUGUUUUCCAUUUCCAAGUCUAUAUUGGAAUCUUGAGGUUUUUGGUUUUGUGGAGGGCAAAAUACCAAACAACCCGGAAGAAAAAAAUGGGAACUAACAAUAAACUCAACCCAUGUUAUACCGAGAGUCUUACCCAGGCCACGGCAAUGGAGACGAGCGCUCUCAACUUCGCACCAUCCUUAACCCUCUCCCCUUCCCCCGAACAGCUUGGUGAUUACCUCCUUUCUUUUUUUUUUUUUGUCUACAAACCUACUCUGAUAAUUAAUGUGAUUUGACUGCCAUAUCGAACAUUGAUAUUGAAAGGUUAGAAGGAACAAACGAUUUACUGUCCAUUACACUUUUAGCUGAGUACCUGGGUAGCAGCCACGAUUGUCACAGAAAAAUCAGUGGAGAAGCGUGCCGCCAUGUUCAUUAAUUUCAUCGAAACUGCCAAGGUAAUUUCAAACAUUUCGUGAGCUAUGAGGUCUUCUUAUGGACCUCUUCCUCUCCAUGCUGGAAUCCCGAAGUGGACCAAUUUGCCACCCUUCACCUCGUAGCCAUAUCAGUACCAAUGCAUUGUGAGACUCAUCACUCUGUGCAGCUGCGGGUGUGGUUUCUUCUCACUGUUUAGACGUAUAGUUCUCGUACUCUUCCAGACGAUUUUCGUUUAUUGUAACAGUCUCUUCUUGUGAAAUCAUGCUCUCUUUUUUUUAUUUUCAGCUUUGUUUGGAGUUGAGAAACUUUAACGCCGUAAUGGCUAUUAUUGUGGCGGCUCUGGGUAGUGCACCUGUGAGAAGACUGCACAAAACCAAAGAGGUGAGGCUCCAAGGCUUGUUAAACCUUGCAUCAGUGCGCAUAUUCUCUAUACUGUUCUCCCUACACUUCCUAAGGUGCUGACGAGGAGAGUUUGUUUAGUAAUCAAGAGUUUCUGUGGUUGGCGAUCAUUUCCUUUAUUCUCGUUACCGUAAUAUUUGAUUCAGGGGUGGUAUUGUAAGGAUAAUGUAGAUGAUAGUGACUCUAAGGAGUUAAUUAAUUAAUGGCUUAAUCGCUUCUUCUAGAACUAAACCUUCUGUUUCGUCAAGCAGUUUACUUCCAUUCCAAGUCUCUUCUCAUGCCAAAGUCGUUCUCGUUCUCCGCGUUCAUUCAUGCUCGCUAGCCUCGCGGGCUUCCGCGCUUAACUCAGAGAAAAGGAAACAUUUAGGAACAGGCUAUCCCUUCCACAUAGGAAACUCUUAUUUUCGUUUUCUUUGUAAGACCGCCAAGGGAGCCCUAUGAUCAAGUUAAUUUUCUCAGAAUUUUCAAGCACGAAGAUCACACUAAUUUUGCUCUGCUCUUGGUCCUGUCGAGUACCGCCACCUAUUGUGACAUUUAAACACGCUAGUGAGGUUUUCACCCUCGAUAUCCUUUACUUGCAGCUCGUUCCCAAAGAAGUCCUUGAGCAGUAUGCCAAGAUGGAAAUACUUAUGGAUACAAAAGUAAGUCAUGGUUGAGGUAAAACCGUUCCGUUUUGAUAAUUUGCACCAUGUUCAAUCUUCUGUGCCAGACUUGGUUUUACAUUUAAGGAGAAACUACAACCCGCGACAAAAUAGUUGACUUCGUACCAUUUAGAUUUGCCAUUUUUAUCCUUAGCACCCUUGCUUUCACCCUCUUUUCCCCAUCCCCCCUGACCAAGCACCACAUACACCCCCCUCCAACCGACCCAGGACGUUUCCUGUGAUUCUCUGUCAGGGGGUGUUGAGCAAGCUUAUAGCGAAAUGUGGUUCGUUUUAGAUUUGAUUUCUUAAAACUUCCGUUGAAGUAGUCUCUUAAAUGCUGUGUAGAAAUAACUUUUCGUCCAUUCUGAUCUGGGUUCUCUAUUUCUGUUGUAUUAGGAUAACUAUAAAAGAUAUCGACAAGCCCUUGGCUCUUCUCCAACUCCUUCAGUUCCAUACUUUGGUAAGUUUUGAAUUUUCUCAUCUACUUAGUCUUUGUGCUGUGAAUAGUUUUCAUUACUAGAAGAGAAAGAAUGUAAUGUUUCUUCUGGGUGUAAGGCAGCAUGAUACUCUUCGGAACCGUUAUUUUCUUUGUUUUGCACCAAUUUUUUUACGACACACGAACUUUGAGCCCUGAACUUACCAAGCCCCUCAUUGCUUCACCUGUAAGCUGGCUUUCGCUGGCUCUACGGAGCUAGCGGCAAGGCCAGAUUAUGACGCGUUUCGGCACGAGCUUUUCUUCGCCCGCGGGUGAGUGUGAGAGUAAUGCGAGCCGGCGAGAAAUAUGCAGUGGUUCUAGUGCCAGACCGCCGGCAAACACUUUCCCAGCCUCGUCUCAAGUUUUCCCGCCGAUAGAGUAACGCGCAUCCUGUAGCAUUAUUAAUGAGGGCCUGCUCGCAAGUAGCAAUUCGCUUCUACCUGUCAACUGGUCUCAAUGCCAGUUGCGUGUCCUUCAUUGAUCAGUGAGCUAAUCGCAGUAUUAUUUCAUAAGUCGAGUGAUUUUUGACUCGAAUCUAAAUGACUGACCGUUCACUGUGGACCUCGCUGAAAUAAAUCACCGUGUUAACCUUACUGUUUAAAUUAACAGGUGUUUAUAUGAAAGAUCUGACCUUCAUUGCUGAAGGAAAUCCCGACUUUUUUAAAGGUGGUCUGAUUAAUCUGACAAAACGAAGACAGGUUAGUAAUUUGUUGCAUCAAAGUCCUGAUAAAAAGAAAUUUCUCGCUCGGCGGCAGAACGGCUGAAUGUUUUCACUCUUCACAAUGUUUAACAAAAGGGAGUUUGUUGAAACAGUUACGCAUCCAGUUGAGUUUCACUUUGAGCCAAAGAAUGAGUUUUAUUCCUUGUGACUUCAUAAAGUUAUCAGCAAAUUUUACUAGAUCUUUAACUAUUUUUCUACGUCUGCCGUGAAGGGAAUGUUUUAAUUGUUGUGCAUGAUUAUCCGUCUUGUCAUCAGAUUUACCUUGUGAUCGAUGAAAUAAGACGUUUCCAGAAGGAUGUUUAUAAUUUUCAGGAGGUAAGCCGCUUCUUCUUUUUCCCCUUAUCGUAUGGCCAUUACUUUAGCAGCAUACGUUUUUUUCAGGCUGACUCCCCUUUUUUUCUUUUCUUUUUUUUUUUUUUUUUCAUUGUUCGUUGAGUGGGACUGAAUCAGGAAUGGCUUAGGGAAAGCUCUGUUUGCAAAAACUCGUCCCACAAUUUUGUUUUCACGCUAAAAUAGAACAGGUUCGCGCGCUCCGAGUGUUUCUCUCCUUAUAGAUCUUCUUGAUUCAGAGACGUUACUUUCGAAUCUCAAUGCUGUUAUGGUAUCCCCGUCUUUUUUCAGGUGUCUGAGAUUCGAGACUACCUCGCCAACGAGAAGAUUCACACGGAGAAAGAGCUGUAUGAUAUCUCGUGCCAGUUCGAGCCAGGCCUCCCUCGGAGACAUUCUGAAGCCGAUAAAUCCUCCACAUCGCGCCCAGUGCCACAGUUCAAGUCGAACACAGUCGGCCGUAUGGCGGGAAAGAGGUGUAUGAGUCUGUCCCGGAGCUCAACGACCUUGGAAACUGCCAUGCCGGAUUCAACAUGUUAACGUCACAUUGACGUCAAUAAAUGUUUGACGUCACUAAAGCUUUAAAGUAUGAAAGUUGUGCUGAUGUGGAAGAAAAGAUUUAUCGAUAGUAAUUGAUCAGAUUUGAUUUUAAUUUAUCCAAACCUUUUGACAAAGGAAACGGCACAUGUAAAAAUUGAUAUUGAAGUCUUGCUUUGUUUCUUGGAACAAUUUCAGUGCGAGAUGCCAACUUCUUUUGUCCCAUAGAGGUGUACACAUUGUUAUGAAGUUUAUAUGUUGUAAAUAUUCUUACCGAGGUACAAUUGAAGUUUACAUGAUGAUUUUAUAAAGCUAUUUUCAUGGACCUUGAACGGUGUUUAUAGUACCGUUGAAAAUUUACAUUCCCAGCGUCUUCUUAGCCUAACAUAAGGCUUCAUCUUACGUCUUUACUGCCAUAUUCUCUCCCAAUGUUUGAGUCUCAGAGGCUCGGUAACCUUCAUGCUCUGAAUAAAUUGCUGUAUUUACAGUAAACAUUAAAGAUGGACUGUCAGUAAUCCCACUC
Molecule: messenger RNA, 24470 nt
Organism: Pocillopora meandrina
Lineage: Eukaryota; Metazoa; Cnidaria; Anthozoa; Scleractinia; Pocilloporidae
Source: the annotation of a GenBank genome assembly